GCAGCCGGGGCGCGCGAGCGGCCCGCGGGAAGCACAGCGGUGCGCGACCCGGAGCCAGGUCCGGGUGGGCUGUGGUCCGCGCGCCGCCGCGCCGUCCUGUUGGAGGAGGGAGGGGCUGGCGCAGCCAUGUUCGUGGCGCGCAGCAUCGCGGCGGACCACAAAGAUCUCAUCCACGAUGUGUCUUUCGACUUCCACGGACGGCGGAUGGCCACCUGCUCCAGUGACCAGAGCGUCAAGGUCUGGGAUAAAAGUGAAAGUGGGGAUUGGCAUUGCACUGCUAGCUGGAAGACACAUAGUGGAUCUGUGUGGCGUGUGACAUGGGCCCAUCCUGAAUUUGGACAGGUUUUGGCUUCCUGUUCUUUUGACCGAACAGCUGCUGUCUGGGAAGAAAUAGUAGGAGAAUCAAAUGAUAAACUGCGUGGACAGAGCCAUUGGGUCAAGAGGACAACACUAGUGGACAGCAGAACAUCUGUUACCGAUGUGAAAUUUGCUCCUAAGCAUAUGGGUCUUAUGUUAGCAACCUGCUCAGCAGAUGGUAUAGUCAGAAUCUACGAGGCACCAGACGUCAUGAAUCUCAGCCAGUGGUCUCUGCAACAUGAGAUCUCAUGCAAGCUAAGCUGUAGUUGUAUUUCUUGGAACCCUUCAAGCUCUCGUGCUCAUUCCCCCAUGAUCGCUGUAGGAAGUGAUGACAGCAGCCCAAACGCAAUGGCCAAGGUUCAGAUUUUCGAAUAUAAUGAAAACACCAGGAAAUAUGCAAAAGCUGAAACCCUCCUGACAGUCACGGAUCCUGUCCACGAUAUCGCCUUUGCUCCAAACUUGGGACGGUCUUUCCACAUUCUUGCCAUAGCAACCAAAGACGUGAGAAUUUUUACAUUAAAGCCUGUGAGGAAAGAACUUACUUCCUCUGGUGGGCCAACAAAAUUUGAAAUCCAUAUAGUGGCUCAGUUUGAUAAUCAUAAUUCUCAGGUCUGGCGAGUGAGUUGGAAUAUAACAGGGACAGUGCUGGCAUCUUCAGGAGAUGAUGGCUGUGUCAGGUUGUGGAAAGCUAAUUAUAUGGACAACUGGAAGUGUACUGGUAUUCUGAAAGGUAAUGGGAGCCCUGUCAAUGGGAGCUCUCAGCAGGGAAACUCAAAUCCUUCUCUAGGUUCAAAUAUACCAAAUCUUCAGAAUUCAUUAAAUGGAUCUUCUGCUGGCAGAAAGCACAGCUGAGUACCAGCUAACUGGAGUAACUUUGCUGUUUUGCUGCUUGUUGCAUGCACACAGGAAUGGGAAGCAAGCUCCUUUUCCCCUUCCCCAGCGCCGUUUGACCUCUCCCAAGAUACACCAACAGCCUGCUUACUACUAAACGCAGUCCAAAAGGCCUUUAAAAAUACAGUGUAUAUCAUUUUUUUUUGUGCUAGCCAGUUUAUUGACAUUAUUUGAAACUUUUGAAAUAUAAAUGGAGAGGCUUUUUGUUGAGACAUUGUCACCAAAACAAUUUUUUGAAAUGUUUCUGAAAUGAACAUGGGUUUUAAAAUUAAAGGAUUGUUACCAUCCUCAUUGCUAGUUGGGAGGAGGGAAAAUAUCACUCUAUUCCAUCUGGAGACUAUAUAUAGACUUAUGUCUUUUAUUUUCUAAAACAGUAAGCUAAAAUGAAUUUUUAUAAUUUUAAUUUGAAGAUUGAAUAUUUUUCAUAAAGAUUGUUUUGAGUGCUAAUUUGUUUACCUUUUGUAGAAUUGGUUUAUACAUGAUAUUAUUCAGUACAACUCUGUUAUUUCUUUGUAAUGUUUAAAAAGUAUUAGUGAAGGAGUGAGAGAAGUAGUAGUGAAAGUAACUUGACUGUACAGUUUGUAGCCGAACAACAUUUGGUAUUGCUUCAUUUAUAAUUUAGAAGUAAAAUGAAAACAUCUUUGUAAGUUUUCAGUUCAUAUUCACUAAAGAGAUAAAUGUUUCUAAUAUGUGCUUGUAUAUUUUUAUGGUGUGAUUUCAUGGCUUAAGUUUCCUUCAAGUCAAAAUUUGGAAACAUAGUAUAAGAAGCAGAUAAAACUCUGCUAAAAUUGUGCAUGCAUGUUAACCUCCACAUUCCAUGUCCCAGGAUUUUCUUAAUUUUGUUGGCUGCUUCAUUUAGUUCAUAUCCUCUGAUAACAAAGCUAUAAAUCUUUUUUUGAGAAAAUGCUAAAGUAUUACGGGUAAGUUUUAAAAUGGCAGAAGAAUAACAAUAGGACAUAUUUUUGAGCCCUUUUACUUAUCAAAAUUUUGUACUAGUCUUUUCGCAGAAAAACAUCUAAGUACAUUCAAAGAUUGUGUUUCUUCAAAAGUAUGUUGCAAUAGCUGGCCAUACUAUGUGAAAGUCUAUCUGAAUUGGUCCUCAGUAUCAUGUAUGCACUAAAAAAUGUGCUGCUGCUACAAGUGAAGUGUUGCUUAAAGAAAAAGCUUAUUUGAUUUGUAAAUUACAGGAGAGCAUCAAUAUGUUUCUGAGAGACUAGAAAAUGUUUUAAAUUAUAAAAUUAAUGUCUUUUUUGUAACAUUCAUACUGAUAAUUUUUUUUAACAUUUUAAGUUUAACAGAUUGUAUUUCUUUUUUCAAGUUUCUAUACUUGCUUAAAUGAGCCUGAUUUGAGUAAGGGUCUUGAUUUUGCUAUUAUGUUCCGUUAGUUUUGGCAUGAAUAUAGUAAAGCUUUUUUUUCUAGCAUGUGUUUUUUCCUCUUUGGUUCUCUUUGUAUUUACUACUUUUCUCUUUUUCUUCUGUUUUUUCUUUUUUUUUUU
Globicephala melas (long-finned pilot whale) is the source of this 2744-nucleotide messenger RNA. It is a transcript of the gene SEH1L, whose product is annotated as SEH1 like nucleoporin. The record is from RefSeq and is a predicted model, not a curated record. Lineage: Eukaryota; Metazoa; Chordata; Mammalia; Artiodactyla; Delphinidae. Gene Ontology annotation, cellular component: nuclear pore outer ring; Seh1-associated complex. Gene Ontology annotation, biological process: cellular response to amino acid starvation; positive regulation of TORC1 signaling. Gene Ontology annotation, molecular function: protein binding; structural molecule activity.